AUGCCGAAGCGUAGCCGCGAGAACUGUGAGGAACCGGCGGCCAAGGCGGGCAACGAGGACCGCCUCGGUUCCCUCCCCGACGACGCCCUCCUACACGUGUUGUCGUUGCUGCCCUCGGAGGACGCUGUGCGGACCUGCGUGCUGGCCCGGCGCUGGCGCCACCUGUGGCGGUUCACGGCCGCGCUGCGCAUCGCCCGCGACGACGACAAACGGUGGAGCGUCCGGUGGCUGCACAGGUUCGUCACCAACUUCCUGCGCCUCCGCGACAGCCUCUCGCCGCUGGACGUGUGCGACAUAUUUUGCCGCCCGUUCGUGUUGUACCAGGGUGGCCACGCUGCCCAGGCGUUCUGCUUCAAGGUUGCGGAGGAAUGGUUAUCUGACACUUGGGGAUUUACUCCUGUGCUUGAGAGCAUGCAGUCACUGGCAAAAGCAUUUGUCCGGUUUGAUGACGAAAGCUGUGAUAAAUGCCCUAGAAAUUAUUACGGGGAUUGUGGUCAUGAAGACUGUUGUGAUGGAUGCUAUGGGAAUCUCUAUUAUGAGGAUGAGGAAGACAAUCAAAAGGAUUUUAAAUGGCGUCCUAUAUUUAGAAAGUUGAAAACAUUGUUACUCAAUGAGUGGUGUGUUGCUGAUGACUUCAGUUUGGUAAUUUACUUUCUCCAACAUUCACCAAUUCUAGAGAAGAUUACUCUUCAACUGUACAAGAUGCCAGAACCUGUUGUUAAAGCAAAUGCAUGCCACAGCCCAAGUGAAGGAUCCAUGGUAUCUAAAUGCCUCAAAGCAAUUGAAGUCAAAUAUCAGGACGAUGAAGUGCUUGAUAAACUUUUAACGAUCUUAAAUACCUAUGGUGUAUCUUCUGAGGUGGUUACCAUCCAAAAGAAGGAUUCUUUAUCUUCUGAAAAAUUCAGUUUCGAGCAGAAGGAUUAA
Miscanthus lutarioriparius is the source of this 924-nucleotide messenger RNA. The record is from the annotation of a GenBank genome assembly. NCBI's taxonomy places the organism in Eukaryota, Viridiplantae, Streptophyta, Magnoliopsida, Poales, Poaceae.